Propithecus coquereli (Coquerel's sifaka) is the source of this 1289-nucleotide messenger RNA. It is a transcript of the gene CD3E, whose product is annotated as CD3e molecule, epsilon (CD3-TCR complex). The coding region runs from base 115 to 708 and encodes 197 amino acids. Lineage: Eukaryota; Metazoa; Chordata; Mammalia; Primates; Indriidae. The record is from RefSeq and is a predicted model, not a curated record. Gene Ontology annotation, biological process: positive thymic T cell selection; cell surface receptor signaling pathway. The transcript is spliced from 9 exons. Gene Ontology annotation, molecular function: transmembrane signaling receptor activity. Gene Ontology annotation, cellular component: external side of plasma membrane; membrane; alpha-beta T cell receptor complex.
UGGGGUUCAAAAACCCGCCUCCCCUCCCAGCCUCGGGUGCUUGUGUCGGAAAAUGAAGUUAUAAGCUGACUCGUCUCCGCCAUCUUAGUAGAGUAAGCGUCCUGUGAGAGGAAGAUGCAGUCGGGCACUCUCUGGAGAGUUCUGGGACUCUGCCUCUUAUCAGUUGGCGUUUGGGGGCAGGAAGACAAUGAAGAACCUGGUGCCCCACCGAGACCAUAUCAAGUCUCCAUCUCAGGAACCACAGUAGAAUUGACAUGCCCUCAGGAACUUGGAUCUGAAAUAACCUGGGAAAAAAAUGGUAAAAUAUUACCAGAGUAUCAGAACGAGAAGCAGCUAUUACAGAAGGAAUUUUCAGAAACGGAGGACAGCGGUUAUUAUGCCUGCUACACAGGCACCUCGAAGGAAGUGAGCCACUAUCUCUACCUGAGAGCAAGAGUGUGUGAGAACUGCAUGGAGGUGGACGUGACGGCGGUGGCCACAGUCAUCAUAGUCGACGUCUGCAUCACCCUGGGCUUGAUGGUGCUGGUUUAUUACUGGAGCAAGAAUAGAAAGGCCAAGGCCAAGCCUGUGACGCGAGGCAUGGGUGCUGGUGGCAGGCCCAGGGGACAAAACAAGGAGAGGCCACCACCUGUUCCUAACCCAGACUACGAGCCCAUCCGGAAAGGUCAGCGGGAACUGUAUUCUGGAUUGAAUCAGAGAGGCAUCUGAGGACAGACUGUCACGAACGCUGCUUCCCACUGGUCUGGCUCCUCUCCCGGCACCCUGCUACUCCCUGUCCCCUGGGCAAGUCUUGGACCCCACGAGAGGAUUGUUCCUGGACCGCAUGGUGAACUCAUACCCUGCAGCCUUGUCCCCAGCUCCCUCCUUCCUGCCUGCUCUGCUGGUGCCUAGUCCUAGGACAUUGCUGCUGCGUUAUCCUUUGAAACAUUAUUGCUAGUUAUGCCACCACACUUGGCCUGCCCCUCUUGUCAGGAUAUUUAUUUCUGUUAUUCACUCCCUGCCAACUCCUCCUGUCCCCCAUGGAUGUUACUUCUCCCUUCAGCUCCCUCCUUUUUCUGUAUAUAAGUUGUCCUCCAUUCCAUCUACCUAUUUUUCCUGCUCUCUCUUUUGCAACCCUCUCUGGGGAUGGACUAGGUAGAUACUGGCAGAGGUCCUGUCUCACUCACAGAUCCUGCCCAGAGCCAGGCCCCUGCUACCUCCCCUUGUCUCCACCUAAGCCACUGCAUGGCCAUUUGCAUCUUCAUAAAUGUGCUGGCUGCUCUCAGCUGGGAGAGAGAAAAUAAAGUGUA